AUCAAAGCAACCUGUCAAAAUGAAUCGAAUUGCCGUAAAUAACUCGCUUUUCUUGCAAAUACAACCACAAUGCAAACUAUUUGGACGGCAAAGUUUCCAUGUGUACAAACUUCAGAAUAUUAGACAUACACAUGUGUUAACAGCAUUGCCUGACAGAUUUUUAAGAUGUCGGAAUACCUUUGACUUUGAUAAAAAGCUUUUCCCCACCAACCCGGCUAAACCGGUUCUGCUAACCUCUUACAGCACUGAAGAAAGUGAACCACAACGUGUACCGGAUCCAGAGAAAGAUCUUUCAGUUGCUAGAAUAAGUUUUGCCUAUAGCUUUCAGUUUGCAUAUUUGAUUUUGAAACAUGGCAAGAAAGGGAGAGAUAUUAUUAAGAAGAAUAUUGCUGGACCGUCAUUGCUUCCAGGACUUAAAAAAGCCUUUCUCUAUCUCACGGAAUGUAUUGCCAAUAAGGAACUAGAUGAACUGCAAGACGUGGUUGAGGAUUAUUUUUUACAAGCUAUGAAGCAUGACAAACAUACAUAUGUGUCAAAAAAAUACCCUGAAGAAAUAUUCCCUGUCCAAAGAUGUGACUUGAUGUUGGUAACUCUCACUGGAAUACAACUAUUGCCAGGAGCUCAACUUCAUUCAAGGAAAGUGGUUAUUGAUGUUCGAUACACAUUUUGCAAAGGAUUUUCGAACAAUAAAGAGCUUGCCUCUGUAAGAAACUCCAAAAAUUUCCGGACAGUCAAUUUGAAGUUCUCCAGGGAAGCCUUCGAAAAUGAUGACAGUAGCAGCUGGAAAAUAUCUUCUGUUUACUUCUAUCCUCUGAGUGAAUGGCCUGGUCCAUAGAGUUGCUUAGCUACCAAUAUGUGUAAGGGUUUUAGCCAGGAUUUAUAAAGGACAGGGUGCUGCAAAAAAGGGACAGGGUGCUAACUGCUAAGGAUGAAAAGGGCACAUUGAAUCGGGCUAUGAAGAACUUUAACAUUAUGAAUUUGGCAGAAAAUGUUAGAAAUUGUGUUUAAUUGAUUUAAUAUAAUGUUUCAUCUGCAAGAUAUUUAAAGUGUGUGUGUAUUUAUAAUCUUAAUAUAAGUUUUAAACAAAACAAAAGAAUUAUUUGACAGUCUUGAAGAUUUAUUUAUAUGAGAGCUGAGGGGUGGCCAUCCUGGCCUCCAUGAGGGCAGGAGGUAGCUCCUGAAAAAGGACAGGGUACAGCACCCUUUCAUUACAUAACCGUUCAACUAAAUCACUAGUUAUAAUCAAUGACAAGACAGUGUUCCUUUUAUUACCUUAGUGUAAAAUAAUGAUGUUGGUAUUUAUUUGUCUUUAAAUUCUAUGAUCAAAUACAGAUUUCUGAGUAGC
Messenger RNA from Mya arenaria, 1345 nucleotides. RefSeq lists its product as uncharacterized. NCBI's taxonomy places the organism in Eukaryota, Metazoa, Mollusca, Bivalvia, Myida, Myidae. The transcript is spliced from 2 exons. The record is from RefSeq and is a predicted model, not a curated record. The coding region runs from base 20 to 835 and encodes 271 amino acids.